AUGGCACACAGCAGGAAAAAUAAAAGAAACUUCCUAAGGCUGUGGAGUUCCGGGAGUCCAGACAUACAAUCAGUAAGGCCAACUCCAGAGGAGGCGCAAGAAUGGGCUGACUCUCUAGAAAAGCUGCUGCUUCAUCCGUAUGGGCGAUCGGCCUUUCGCGCUUUCUUGGAGUCAGAAUUCAGUGAAGAAAACCUGGACUUUUGGAUGGCGUGCGAAGAUUACCGGAAACUCAGGGGCUGUGAGCAGCUUCAAGACAAUGCACGGAAAAUUUACGAUCAAUACAUUACUAUCCAAGCCCCUAAAGAGGUAAACCUGGAUUGUCAGACCAGAGACAUCACCAACCGGAACAUCUUACUUCCCACGCGCUCAUGCUUUGAACAGGCCCAGAGGCGUAUCUUCGGCCUGAUGGAGAAAGACUCGUACCCUAGAUUCCUCCGCUCCUUCAUUUACCAAGCCUUGGCCCAACCCCACAGACAUCAGGCCAACGGACCCGUGUAAACUUCGCUACUGCCUUUACCCUUCAUCGCAGUUUGAGUGAAGGAGAACCGAAAUCCUCCUUUGGUCUCGAAUUCCCCGGCUGGACUGUUCAGGAUGUGAAACACCUCAGAAAGAAGGCAGAAAGACAGUGUUCCCUGAUUCUUGGCAGAUAAUAAUGACCCAAGCU
This is a messenger RNA of Pogona vitticeps (central bearded dragon), 664 nucleotides long. NCBI's taxonomy places the organism in Eukaryota, Metazoa, Chordata, Lepidosauria, Squamata, Agamidae. The record is from RefSeq and is a predicted model, not a curated record.